Molecule: messenger RNA, 2746 nt
Organism: Manis pentadactyla (Chinese pangolin)
Lineage: Eukaryota; Metazoa; Chordata; Mammalia; Pholidota; Manidae
Gene: MTERF2
Product: mitochondrial transcription termination factor 2
Exons: 4
Coding region: 1202-2359 (385 amino acids)
Biological process (GO): regulation of DNA-templated transcription; termination of mitochondrial transcription
Cellular component (GO): mitochondrial matrix
Molecular function (GO): double-stranded DNA binding
Source: RefSeq, a predicted model, not a curated record
AUGUCAGUCGUUCUCACAGCCUUUGAGCACAUCCAUCAGGAUAGGGUAUAGACUUUUUUAUUAACGGUUGUCUUGUCCACUGCUGCCCUCUCAUUGCUGUUUCACGUGCUUGACACUUAAUAGGCGUGUCAUAAAUAACUGCUGAUUGGAUGGGUAAGUGCGAGAAUAAAUGGAACAGACAUUGAACCUGGCUUUACGGAGAAAUUAGUUUAUGAGGUUGGCGUCACAGGUAAAGUUACAAUAUAAAGCACUCAGCAGUUUAUCAGAAAAAGGCAAGUAUUUAGGUGAAGGUGGCAGUAGCAGAAGUGAGACAAAGACGAAGUCAGACACGGUGGCUGACCGCUGGAGGGUGGGGCGGCAGGAAGGCUAGAUACAUUCCAGAGAGGCACAGCGUUGUGGUUUUUUUUAAGUGUAUUUCACUUGUAAAUUAGUUUACCUAUUGAAUUAUUUUGGGAAUUUUGGAUGACUGUAGCUUAAAGAUACAGCGGUUUCUGAGUUGCUUUUUUCUUAGGGACUGGUGACAUUCCCCAGCGAACGAAAUGACGGAAAGUCCCAACUUUUCUAAAACGCUGGGAUGGAAAAGUGGUACUUUCUGGUACUGCGCGCUGCUUCACGGAAAGCGCAUUCCUACGUUCGCCUCCCCCGCCCAAACAAACAAGCAGCCGAGAUGGAGGGUCACAUGGCCUGUAUCCGCAACUUAAUUGGCUGAGCUUGGGGGCAUGCGUCUGCGGGCACACGGGUCUCCUGUGCCCUGAUUGGGUGCGCAAAGGAGCAGGUGGCCCGUCUGGUGCUGCAGAGUUCUCGGGAAACGUGGGACCUGGUCCCGGGAUCUGGCCGCAGUUCUGGGGCUCGGGAAGACGGCGGGCCGCGGGGAUCCUGAGCUGAGGGUGGGUAGGAAGAACGAAGCCAGAGACCCAGGAGCCCUGGGCCUUGUACAGAACCGAUGCCGACAGGGAGGUGACAAGAUACAUUCUGACAAGCUGGAGAGAAGCCCAAGUGGACUUACUGAAGCCCUGCAGGGACAGGCUCUUCUGGGAAGAAACUGUAAGGUAAGCGAGCUACUUCGUCCGGUGCUUAGCCAAACACUGGGAUCUGUUCCGACCCUGGAGGAACCCCUGCCUGUGCUGGACUUAAUGGAAGAUGGUAUGAUGAGUAUAUUCUGAGUCCCAGGACAGUGGGAAUUAGCCAGUGGAUUACGGGCAUGUUGUGGAAGUUGCUGGUGAAAUCCCAGCCCUGCGGGCUCUAUUUCUUCAGAAAGAUGCUUUCAGCAACAAAGUACAGACCGUUUUUAGCAUGCUUCACCUAUACAACUGAUAGUCAGUCAAACAGAGAAAAUAUAAGUACAGUGGAAAAGCUCUGUAAAUUUUCAGUGGAUAUCAGGAAAAUUCGCAGAUUAAAAGGAUGGGUACUUUUGGAGAAUGAAACCUUUGUUGAAGAAGUUGCAAAUAUUUUACAACAACUAGGUGCUGAUGAGACCGCAGUAGCCAGUAUUUUGGAACGCUGCCCAGAAGCAGUGGUCUGCAGUCCAACUGCUAUUACCACCCAGAGAGAACUCUGGCAGUUGGUCUGCAAAAAUGAGGAAGAGUUGGUCAAGUUAAUAGAACAGUUUCCAGAAUCUUUCUUUGCAGUUAAAGACCAGGAAAACCAGAAGCUGAACAUUCAGUUCUUUCAAGAGAUGGGACUCAAAAAUGUGGUCAUUAGCAGAUUUUUGACAACAGCAUCUAGUAUUUUUCAUAAUCCUAUUGAGAAGAAUAAGCAAAUGAUAAGGAUUCUUCAAGAGAGUUAUCUAAAUUUAGGUGGCUCCAAAGCCAACAUGGAAGUGUGGCUACUAAAAUUAUUAAGCCAAAACCCAUUUAUUUUGUUAAAUUCUUCCACAACUAUAAAGAAAACACUAGAAUUUCUCCAGGAGCAAGGUUUCACAAAUUUUGAAAUUCUCCAACUCCUGUCCAAACUCAAAGGAUUUCUUUUUCAGCUUUCCCCAAAAAGUGUACAGAAUAGUAUUUCCUUCUCUAAAAAUGCCUUUAAAUGCACAGAUCAUGACCUGAAGCAAAUAGUUUUGAAAUGUCCUGCCCUUUUAUAUUAUUCUGUUCCAGUUUUGGAAGAGAGAAUUCAGGGAUUAUUGAAAGAAGGAAUUUCUAUGGCUCAGAUAAAAGACAUACCAAUGGUUCUUGAAUUAACACCACAAAUAGUACAGUACAGGAUAAGGAAACUGAAAUCCUUAGGCUAUAGAGUUAAGGAUGGACAUCUGGCAAACCUAAAUGGAACGAAAAAAGAGUUUGAAGCUAACUUUGGGAAAAUUCAGGCCAAAAAAGGAAGGCCGUUAUUUAACCCUGUGGCACCAUUAAACGUUGAAGAGUAGCUUGCUGAGUGAUGUUCCUUCUUUCCAGCAGCACAGAGUGAAACUGAGUGACUGAGUAGCAAAGAUUUAAGUGCUUCAGGCAGUUUGUAGGCACCGGUAAUUUUAAGAACCUACUUAGCUUCUGACUGUGUUUAAAUUACCUCUAAGUAGAUAAUCUCUUAGCAGCUCAUUUGCUACAUUUUAAAAUAUAAAUUGCAUUUAUUUUAAUUAAGUUGGUAAUUUGGGCCUUGAGCUAUUUCAGAAACUCCUGUACUAUUAAAUGGCACAUGAGUGUGAUAGAAGCAAGGCAUCUCUAAGAAAUGGACAAGUGCCUUCAUUUAAUUCAGAGUGUGGAUACAUUUUUAGUCAUACAGCCCUUUUCAUCUGGGAUUUGGAUUCCGUAGGUUA